AUGACCAAAGCUUCCAUCCAGAGAGUACAGACAUUCCAAAACACAUGCCUCAGGCGCAUACUCAAGAUCAGAUGGCCUGAGAAGAUAUCGAAUGAAGAUCUGUGGAGAAGAACUUGCCAACAGCCUUUGGAUGUCCUGACCAGACAGAGGAAGUGGCGCUGGAUUGGGCACACGCUCAGAAAGCCUCCAACCAGCAUCACACGCCAGGCCCUUCUUUGGAACCCACAGGGGAAGAGAAAGAGGGGACGUCCAAAGAACUCCUGGAGACGUGACACCGAGUCUGAGCUGAAAGCCAACAACAUGUCCUGGCACGAUGUCACCAGAGCAGCCCAGAACCGA
Molecule: messenger RNA, 339 nt
Organism: Ruditapes philippinarum (Manila clam)
Lineage: Eukaryota; Metazoa; Mollusca; Bivalvia; Venerida; Veneridae
Exons: 1
Source: RefSeq, a predicted model, not a curated record